Messenger RNA from Paralichthys olivaceus (Japanese flounder), 5391 nucleotides. RefSeq names its product cylindromatosis (turban tumor syndrome) (gene cyld). Gene Ontology annotation, molecular function: K63-linked deubiquitinase activity; cysteine-type deubiquitinase activity. Gene Ontology annotation, biological process: regulation of intrinsic apoptotic signaling pathway; regulation of mitotic cell cycle; positive regulation of extrinsic apoptotic signaling pathway. Gene Ontology annotation, cellular component: cytosol. Lineage: Eukaryota; Metazoa; Chordata; Actinopteri; Pleuronectiformes; Paralichthyidae. The record is from RefSeq and is a predicted model, not a curated record.
UGAGCGCGUGCCAUGACGUCAGGCAGUCAGGUUAGUGCGGUGGUCUCCUGUAAAUAAUACAUCUGUUAGCUGUAGCGGUGCACUGAGGUAUUAUUCCACCUAUUCCCCGCGGAGAGCAGCUUUAUCUCAUGCUGUUAGCACCCUGUGGAGGGGGGCAGUCCACUGGCAGCCUGCCCGCUGUCGACCACCUCGCCGGGCACACCUCAGCCUGAUAGUUAGCUGGCCAGGGCGCUAGCAUUAGCUAGCCAUUGAGCUAAUCAGAGGUUAACUGGCUUUACGGGAGCUUGUUUCCAGAGGCCUGUAUCUGACCGGGGGAUAUUUGAAAUGACACUUGGCUGCAGCCUCUCCCCGCAGUGAGGUGUAUCUCAGAUCGCAGGUCAAGCUUGCCUUGAUGUUGGACCUCUUGCUUAGCAUGCAGCCAUGAGCUCUGUCCUGUGGAGCCAGGAGAAGCCCAGCGGGGGCUUCAGGGAGGACUGGCGCUUCUACAUGGUCGUGAAGGAGUGUACGGUGGAGAAACCUCCCCAGAAGACCCUGCGGAUCCCCCGCGGCAGUCUUGGCCAAGCAUGCCAGGAGCGCAACAGCCUGGGCCGAACACUGCCCCCAUGCAAAGGCAAGAAAAGCCUCCGCAUUCUGGACCAGACCAACGUGGUGCUGAGCCUGGACGAGCGGGAUGUGCAGGAGCUGGACGAGAAGCUGGCUGAGCUGCUGUUCCCCAUUACAAACUGUGAGGAGAGAUACGCCCUGCUCUGUAACAACUCUCGACUAGCACGCUGCUGUGAUAUUGACUGUGGUUCCAAAGUGCGCGUCCAGUUGCGCUCAGGAGAUGAACCUCUGCCUGGUGUGGUCCGCUUCAAGGGCUCGCUGCUCCCUGACAGGGCCCUCUCUGGAAUCUGGUUUGGAGUCGAGUUGCUGGAGGAGGGCCGGGGCCAAGGUUUCACGGAGGGCUCCUACCAGGGCCGCCAACUCUUCCGCUGUGAGGAUGAAUGCGGUGUUUUUGUGGCCCUGGACAAGCUUGAACUCUGGGAGGAUGAUGAUGAUGGCACAGGCGAGCUAGAGGUGGACCAUGUCAAUCUAGUAGAAGAGGACCAGGACUUCCCUCCACUGGAGAUUAACUCCAGGGUCCUGGUGCAGACCAGGGAUGGACCCGAGAGAGGCACAAUAAUUUUUUAUGACCUGCUGCCAGGAAAUGAGAGCCUGGGCUACUAUGUAGGAGUUGACAUGGACAAUCCUAUUGGAGACUGGGAUGGUGUGAUUGACGGGAAGCUGCUGUGUAAUUUUGCCAGUUUGGAACACACUCGUCUUGUCCCCAUCUGUGACGUAAUGCCAGAAUAUUCCAUGCAGGACCAAAGGCUGCCAAAGCACAGUUUUGCCCCCAGAGGCACCAACAGUGACAAGUCGUCCUCUGGCCAAAGCAAACCAAAGAGCAAAGGAUUAGGUCAUCAGUGUGGCAGUAGGAGCAAGUCUGAAUUUUACUAUACUUUAAAUGGCAGCUCUGUUGACCCCCCAGCCCAGUCCAAAUCCAAAAGCACAUGGUACAUUGAUGAAGUUGGGGAGGACCCUGCCAAAUCACUUACUGACACACCCCCCGACUUCAACCAAUCCCCCCCGCCCUCCAGAGCCCCGCCCUCUGCCUCGUUGUCCAGUGACAACAAGUUCCACUCUCUGCCAUUUAGCCUGAACCGGAAGACCGGGCCCAUCGACAGCAUGAGCCAUGGGCCUCUCUCCCUCUCUGUCCAGUCGGUGAUGGGAGAGCAGCCUGAGCCGACGUCGCCCGCUGCUCCUCCCUCACCACAACCACCGACGCCCCCCCGAGGUCAGCCAGGCCUGGAGGUGGGCUCUCUGGUAGAGGUGAAGGAGAACCCCCCUCUGUGUGGUGUCAUUCGCUGGGUGGGUCUGCCUCCUGGCCUGCCGGAACCUCUCGCCGGGCUGGAGCUGGAAGAAGAGUGUCCUGGUUGCACUGACGGCACCUUCAAAGGCACGCGAUACUUCACCUGCCCACCCAAAAAAGCCCUGUUUGUGAAGCUCAAGUGCUGCCGGCCCGACUCCCGCUUCCCCUCCCUGCACCACUCCUCCAAUCCCAUAGAGAGGUGCAACUCCAUCGCAUUUGGGGGUUACCUCAGUGAGGUUGUACAUGAGAACACGCCCCCCCGCACAGAGCACGACGGUCUGGAUGUCAUGGUGGGAAAAAAGAAAGGCAUCCAGGGCCACUACAACUCUUGCUACCUGGAUUCAACUCUCUUCUGCCUUUUUUCAUUCAGUUCUGUACUGGACACGGUUCUGCUGAGGCCACGAUCAAAGACUGAUGUAGAAUAUUACAGAGAGACUCAGGAGCUGUUACGCACAGAGAUAGUCAACCCCCUGCGCAUACAUGGUUAUGUUUGUGCUACGAAAGUGAUGAAGCUACGGAGGAUACUGGAGAAAGUAGAAGCUGCCUCUGGGUUUACCUCUGAAGAAAAAGAUCCUGAAGAAUUCCUCAAUAUUCUUUUCCAUCACAUACUGAGGGUGGAUCCGUUGCUCAAGCUAAGGUCGGCGGGACAGAAGGUCCAGGACUGUUACUUUUACCAGAUCUUCAUGGAUAAGAAGGACAAAGUGGGAGUUCCCACCAUCCAGCAGCUCCUUGAGUGGUCCUUCAUCAACAGUGACCUGAAGUUUGCAGAGGCUCCCUCCUGCCUUAUCAUCCAGAUGCCCCGGUUUGGCAAGGACUUCAAAAUGUUCAACAAGAUUUUCCCCUCACUAGAGUUAGACAUCACAGACCUCCUUGAAGACACUCCGAGGGAAUGUCGAAUCUGCGGAGGACUGGCUUUGUACGAGUGUCGAGACUGUUAUGAGGACGGGGAUAUCACGGCUGGCAAGAUCAAACAGUUCUGUGAAAAGUGCAAUACACAGGUUCACCUCCACCCGAGGAGAAAAACCCAUCGGCACGGCAAACUGUCCGUCCCCAAGGAGCUGCAAGACGGUACGGGGCGGCAGGGCAGUUUCCCCCGUCAGAGGAUGGAGCUGUUCGCCGUGCUGUGCAUCGAAACCAGUCACUACGUGGCCUUCGUCAAGUACGGCAGCGCAGAUUCAGCCUGGCUCUUCUUUGACAGCAUGGCGGACCGUGAUGGAGGGCAGAACGGCUUCAACAUCCCCCAGGUGUCUCCCUGUCCAGAGGUGGAGGCCUACCUGAAGAUGACCCCAGAGGAGCUGCAUGCGCUGGACCCCAAGAGCAUCCAGGGCCAGGCCCGACGCCUGCUGUGUGACGCCUACAUGUGCAUGUACCAGAGCCCGACCAUGAGCCUGUACAAGUAGAAACCUCUUCCCCAAAAAACCCAAAUCCUCCAUUCCUGGCCCUCAGCCACACCAACUCCCCUUCCCCCCAGGGCAGGAGAUUCCCAGAAAGACCAAAAAAUACAAAAAUAAACUGAAAGAAGAAAGGCUGCCUGCCAGCAGGGGUGCUGUCUGGAGUUAACCCUCUCCACCCCACCUUUCCUCAAUGCCUGCCAAUCUCCGGAAGUUGUGGAGAUGCAAGAAAGGGGGGAGAAGCCUAUUUGCACUGUGCAUUAGUUCAAAUGUCGUGUUCUUCAUGUAGUCCUAUGUAGCUUCCCUGUGUCUCACAGCUGAGCGUUGGUGGCGGAUGAUGAAGCAGGCUUUAUGAAGAUUCCCUCCCUUUUCUGGGAGGAAUGAGGAGAGGGGGGGGCAUGUUUGCGACGUCGUGGCCGACAAAACAUGCAACAAAAACAAGAGACCUCGUUUACCUUAAGAAAAUAGGAGUCCUGCUUUUCUUAAUCACUGUAAGAGACGGGAGACGCCACGUUCAGGAAGCAGAUCAGCGCACAAACCCUCGUCCAGCUUGUGUGUACUGUCAGAAACACUUGUGUAAACUCUCUCAGUAGCAUAUAUUUCUCCAGGUAGUAAAAUCAUCAGUGUAGAAUCUACUGUGCAGUUGCAUUAAGACCAUUAUGCUCUUCGUAAAACAGUUUACAUAUUUCUCCAUCACACUGUGUACCUGUUUUGCAAAAACAGAUGUAGCCAUUGUAAAAGUCUCAUGUCAUUACUGCAUAUAUAUUAUAUUAUAUUAUAUUCGUACUCAACCAAUGCUGCACUUUUGUUCUAUCCCCAAGUGGACUUAUAGGAAACAUUUAGGUUUUUGCUCUUUAUUUUUUGCUCUCCCACUGGAAGUGGCAGCGAGUGCAAAUUUGUUGUUGGGGAGACAUCAGAGAUUUGUGUUACAGAAUACAAAUGCGCUUCUCCUCUGUAGCUGUAAAGAAUGGGCUGCAUUGCUAAUGCAGAGUAGAUGCCAGAUAAAUGCAUGAAGGGAGACUUGUACAAUGGCUCCUGUUGUAAAGCUCAGCCGGUGGAGCACUCCAUGCGUUCGUAGGGUCAAUGAGGUGAAAUACUGGAAGUAAGAGUGUAUGUGUGUGUGUGUGUGUGUGUGUGUAUGUCGUGAAGAAUUUCACAUGCAGUGUUUUUAGUCUCGUUGAGUUGACGACUAAAUCUAAAUUAUAUUUUAUGUUCGUGAAGCCUUUUCUCUGCCUGUCAUGGUGGCUCUGACUUCCUGCGGGUGAAAUGUCGACUCGCUGCCUUUUCAUGAAGAUGCGACAUGUUUCCAGCCAUGCGCCAGAUAACUAAAGAACUCUGUUCAGAUAUUAUUAUUUAUUAUAUUCUAAUCAUAUUACAGAACUCAUGUUGUCCCUUUUUAAAAAAAACAACACAGGGGUUAUAGACACUGUAAGGUUCAGGUACUCCUUGUCCUCUUUCACUGUAUAUUGAAGUGAGUUUUUGUAGUUUACGCUGUCUCAUAGCAACUACUGAAUGUUAAUAGUGAAACGUUGAACAGUGUAGCGUUGACAGAGGAUGGCAAAUGAAGUGGCACGAGGCUGGUAACCUUGGGUCUCCAUGUGUAUGUAUUUAAAGAAUUAAAAAUGAAAAGCUUGAUCCAUUGUAUCCCAGUUUUACAGAAUAUAUACGUAAAUUAACUAUACCAUGAGAUAUGAAGUAGUUGUUUUUUUUUCAAAAAUCCCACAAAAUUGGAUCAAACCGAUUAAUCCGCCACAGGUGUUGGCAUCAGCAUUACUUGCAUUUGCUCAAAGUCACAACUUAAUCAUGGACUCAGUUGUGAGCGUAAGAAAAUUAAAUAAAGGGUUUUUAUAAAUUGUGUUCCAGCUGACAACUUCCAUGUAGUUGUUAGUUUCCACUGUCCCAGGGAUUCAGACAGAGGACCUUGUUUUGUGCACUGCUGAAGCUCGUCGCUGACUGGAGCCUUGUUUUCUGUGAGAGACGUCUCGGAGCAGAGGAUUUAGAUUUUUCUGUUGCAUCUGUACAGUAUAGGCAUACAGUAUGUAACGGGUGGGAAAUUAAUGUCAGUGAUGUUCCUGUAAAUGUUAACAAAAUAAAGCCCAUUUUGAAGGGUAA